Messenger RNA from Panicum virgatum (switchgrass), 1121 nucleotides. RefSeq lists its product as uncharacterized. Lineage: Eukaryota; Viridiplantae; Streptophyta; Magnoliopsida; Poales; Poaceae. Gene Ontology annotation, biological process: transposition. Bases 67 to 858 code for a protein of 263 amino acids. The record is from RefSeq and is a predicted model, not a curated record. The transcript is spliced from 2 exons.
GAGACAUCAGACUUACCCGGGAAUAAUACUUGCGGGUAAAGAUUCAAUCUUAAGGAGUUAUCAACUAUGCUCCAUUUGUUCUUCUUAAAUGUAUUAGAUAUUGAUGAUGUGCAGGUGCCUCCGUGGUGGAUUGCCAAUGAUUAUCCGUGUUGGGAAAUGAUAGUGGACCGGUGGUGCUCGCAAGAGUGGGUGGAGAUGCACGAGGCUGCCCGACAGCGGCGUUUGCUGAUGCCAGGUGCAUCGCACCAUCAGGGCAACCGUAACCUCAAGGCGUACGCGGCUAGAUAUUCGGCGUCACAUGGUGGUGUGCCUUGCUCCCAAGUCCAGGCAUACUGUUUGGCCCACAAAGGAAAGGCGAUGUCCAAUGUCACCUUCAACCCGCAGGAUCCGCCCGAAGUGUACAGCAAUGCAAGCGUCCACAGCCACCUCAGUGGGUACACCUCGAUGGCACAAGAAGUUCAUGGGCCAGAGUUUGAGGCGAUCAAUGAGCCCAUUGAUGGAGAAGUCGUCAUGAGGGCGGGAGGAGGCAAGAAGCAUGGACGGUACUGGUUUGGCGAUAGCUUAGUCGACACGGCGACUACUCCCACUCUCUCGCAGAUUCGAGCCAGGAGUACCAGCUCAAGCCCUGCCAUACGCCCAUGGCUAGACACUACACAGACUCAGAUUGAGGCUGUCAAGGUUAUUUUUGUUUCAUCUGUCGUUUCUCCGUUUUUACAUAUGUUCGCUUUGAAUUCUAACCCUGGGAUCAAAUCCUUUAGGCCCAGAUGGAAGCAGCCUUCCAAGUACGGUAGGAGGCGGCAGAGGAGAGGUGGAGGGCCGAGCGGGACGACAUCCAGCAAAAAUUGGAUCAAGCUCUAACAUUUAUGCAAAGCCUGGGCUCGGCGAUGGGUGUUUCGCCUCCACAAUUCCCUCCGGCCCCACUUGUUCGUCGUGCAGAAACUCCUCCUACCAUAAGUGGUUUUGACUCCUAUCGAGUUUCGGAAUGUCUUAGUGACUUAGCAUUAACCUAGAUUUACUUAAAAAUAAUAUCUUAUGAUACAUCUACAAUGACUUAGAACUUAGGCUAAUGCUUGUAGUUUCAUUCUUAUGUAACUCAAUAUAUAUUCGCUUAUGUGCAGAAU